UUUUUUUUUUUUUUUAAUUAUAUAUAUAUACAAACACAAUGUCUGCUGAAAAACGUCCACAAGAAGCCAUUGAAUCAGAACCUAAACGUAUUCGAGUGGGUACAACUCGUGAUGUGGAUGUAUUUAUGGUACCACAAGCACCCAAAGUACCUAAAACCACCAUUGAAAAGGAAAACGCACAACGUUUAAUUGUGAUUUUGGAACAAGCGACUUUGGAAACUUUAAAGAUUGGUAAAAACAAGGAAGGACAUUACCAAUUACUCAAUGUGGAUGAUCAUUUACAUAUUCUUAAAAAGAAUAAUCGUGAGACCUAUGAAGCUCGUCCUGAUAUUACCCAUCAGUGCCUCUUAACUCUUUUAGAUAGUCCUUUAAAUAAGGCUGGUCGCUUACAGGUGUACAUUCAUACCCACAAGAACGUGCUGAUUGAAGUCAACCCUCAUAUCCGUAUUCCCAGAACGUUUAAACGUUUCGCUGGUUUAAUGGUUCAAUUACUUCAUAAAUUAAGUAUUCGUGCUGUCAAUGGUAACGAGAAAUUAUUGCGUAUCAUUGAAAAUCCCGUAGAGAAAUAUUUGCCCAGUAACAGUUACAAGAUUGCUUUGUCUUGGGAUGCACCAACUGUUCGAUUAUCUGAAUAUAUGCCUACGAUCCCCAAGGAUAGAAAUAUUGUGGUAGCUGUUGGUUCUAUGGCUCAUGGUAACGAUGACUUUGCCGAUUCCUAUGUGGAUGAAAAGAUCAGUAUAUCCGAUUACUCUUUAUCUGCAUCCGUUGCUUGUGGAAAGAUCACUUGUGCUGUGGAGGAUAUGUGGGGAAUUUUGUAAAUAAAUGUAUUAGAAUAAUUAGAAAAAAAAAA
Mucor mucedo is the source of this 850-nucleotide messenger RNA. RefSeq names its product Alpha/beta knot methyltransferase. The transcript has 3 exons. Lineage: Eukaryota; Fungi; Mucoromycota; Mucoromycetes; Mucorales; Mucoraceae. The record is from RefSeq and is a predicted model, not a curated record. Gene Ontology annotation, molecular function: rRNA binding; rRNA (pseudouridine) methyltransferase activity. Gene Ontology annotation, cellular component: nucleolus; small-subunit processome. Gene Ontology annotation, biological process: rRNA base methylation. The coding region runs from base 39 to 818 and encodes 259 amino acids.